AUGAACCGAACCGUGUGGAGGUUGCUUGCGGCCUCCCUUGCCUCCUUGGCAUUUCCGCACGCCGGCGCGGAGGCCAGCCGGGGUACUUGCCAGUGCGACGGCAUCCUCGACUGGAACGACCCCAGCUUCGGCAAGUGCGACUGGUGGGGUGAUGUCCACAUCACCAAGAGCUGGCGAUCUCCCGACGUCUUCGACUUCCAAGGCUAUGGCGUCUACAGCUACGCCUCCACCACCAAGUGCGGCGGAGACUUCGAGAUGCAGCUCUUCCAGUGCCCGUACAGCAGGAAUGGCAACGCCGUGGCCAUCGGGGUUGCGGUGAAGGUGAACAACGGGGACGUGGUUGUCGUUGCCAACGACACGGUGUUCAAUGCCGACGUCUCGGCAGACACGAUGGAGGACCUCAAGAAGGGAGUCAGCAUCGUCAGCGACGACAAGUGCGUUCGCCUCAACGUGAACACCAAGCUCUAUCGAAGGGCCCCAACCCUCCUGCACAACGGGAACUUGCGGGUGAUCCAGGAGGCGCUCACCAACGAGGGAAUCUGCGGAGCUCCGACUUUCGGCGGGGAGUUCGUGGCGCCGGAUGGGCCAGACAUGCUCUUCCCUGAGGAAAUGUUCAAGGAGAUGUGCGGCUUCUGCGAAGAUCAGACAGGCGUCUCCGUGCCCGGCUGCACUCCUGCCGGUGGCGGCGACCCAGUCAUCUCGCCGGGCUGCGACUUUUUGCAGUUGAGGCCCAGCAAGGAGUUCGUGGACUGCGCCGGUGACCAGGACCCGGUGCUUGAGGAAGCAAAGGCGGAUGGUGAAAACUGUGUCGCGUAUGUGCGCCUGCAGAAGCAAACAUCAUGCUCUGAGUUUUGCACGGAGAAGGGCUCCACGUGUGAGAUGGCCAUCGACCAGCCGAACGGCCAGAAGUGUGUGGCCUCCGUGUCCAGCUUGAGUGAGAUCGACACAAGCAAGAUCAACUGCGAUGCCAAAGGCUUCCGUGACCUCAUCUGUGUCUGCAAGAAGCCGGAUAACCCAGCACCAGGACCGACGCCAGAGGAGGCAUGCGCCGAGCAGACUGACUUCUCCGUGCAGGAUGCGGCAAACCUGUGCCGAGAGAAGGCGGACUUCCUUCAGGGAGUGGUGUACCCGGGCACCGGGGCAUCGCCAGAUGCCAUCUUAAAAGAAGCCUUUCUGCGGGCGUGCAUCCUCGACGUUUGCUCCGCAGCGCCCGAGGAUCGCGAGGAGGUGGCAGAGAAUGCGGCGGACCAGGAUCCUUCAGAUCCCCCGGUUGAGCCAUCGACCACCACCACUACAACAACUGCCCCGGCUGUUGUGGGAGAUGAGUUGUACGUCUUCGGCUUCACCCCCUACGUUGGCUCUUCCUCUCCUUUCCAGCCGCAGGGGGUGGUGGAAGUGGAGUCGCUCCCCGACGGCACCACCCGCCUCUCUUGGAGCCUCACAGGACUCGACCCUGCCUGCAGCAGCCAGUGCAACCAGGCGAACUGCUGCGGCGUUCACAUCCACGAAGGCAAGAGCUGCAAGAUCCCGGCCGGCGCUCACUUCUGGGACAGCGCCAGCAUCUCGCAGGACCCUUGGCUGUCCGUCAAGUACGACUCCAGCACCGACCCGGCGAACCUCCUGUCCAAGGAGGUGAAGACAGGGCUGAGCAAUGAAGACGUCUUGGGCCGCACCGUGGUGAUCCAUGAUGCGACGGGCGCACGCAUCGCUUGUGGCAUCAUUGAGCCGUCCACAACUACGGUCUUCGAGAAGUAUCCGAACUACGGCGGAGGUCUGCCAUUGACGGCCGGCGGCGUCAAGGUGGAGUCGGACGACACCACGCAGAAGCUCAGCUGGUUGUUCACGCAUGGCCUGGACCCUCGGUGCGAUGAGUCUACCUGCACUGCCGCCAACUGCUGUGGCGUUCACAUCCAUGAGGGCAUGACCUGCUCAGACGCCGACGCCAUUGGCGGCCACUACUGGAACAAGGAUGCCCAUUCGGAGGAUCCUUGGAAGAACGUGCGCUACGUGAUUCAGGGCUCCAUGCCAUCGGCGGUCAACGACAUCAUGGUCACGACCGGCUACGGGGCCGAGGACAUCAAUGGCCGGGCUGUUGUGGUUCACGACUACGACGGUGCACGCAUUGGCUGUGCCAUCAUCGAGCUGCCCGUGGUCGAGACGCCCGUGGAGGGCGAUGACUUGUAUGUCUUUGACUUCAGCCCGUAUCCUGGCUCCUCAUCUCCAUACCAGCCGCAGGGAGUGGUCGAGGUCAAGUCCACGGAGGAUGACAACACGGUUCUGUCUUGGAGCCUGACAGGACUCGACCCUGGUUGCAGCAGCCCGUGCAGCCAGACGAACUGCUGCGGCAUUCACAUCCACGAAGGCACCAGUUGCGCGGAGGAUGCCGGGCCCCACCACUGGAACGGGCAUGACGAGGAUCCCUGGCUGUCGGUCAAGUACGACUCCAGCGGGGACCCGGCCAACGUCCUCUCCAUGGAGGUCCACACACACCUCACUCGCAGCGACGUCUUGGGCCGAACGCUGGUGAUUCACGACAAGACCGGCGCCCGCAUAGCGUGCGGCAUCAUCGAGGACGGGAGAUCCUGCAUGGUAUGA
Symbiodinium natans is the source of this 2595-nucleotide messenger RNA. NCBI's taxonomy places the organism in Eukaryota, Dinophyceae, Suessiales, Symbiodiniaceae. The record is from the annotation of a GenBank genome assembly.